GAGUCCUUGAUCAUUUUCAAUGUGAUUUCAAAACGCUUCUUCGAGAAGUUAGCCUGACUGGCAAUUUAUCUCAAUGACAAGAUUUAAAAAAGAUCGGCCUUACUUCCGUAUACAAGCAAUGUUAUGGAAUGCUUCAAAUGUGAAUUUCGAGUGACGCUGGGAUAUCAAGCAGACUAGAAGACCGACAGUGAUUGAAUCAAUAUUGGCAGACAGGCAUCUUAUAUACCAGGGCACGAUGCUCAAGGUGUGUGGGUUCCUUGCAAUCUACAAACCUCCAAGCGCAAAACGACCCAUUUUAAUUUCAGUCAUCUCUCUUGUCAGGGUGAUAUGCCAGGUGGAUAUCCAGCCAGCGAAGGUCCAAUGGGUGGAUCUUGUCCUAUCAUUUCCUCAUGCAUGCAUUAUGAUGAACAAACUGCUGGGCCAGAAAAAGGAAAGGCACCAUUUAGCUCUCUUGGCCCCAGUUAUGCUUAGGAACUGGUGCGAGAGAGAUCCUCCAAGGGGUUUCCCCAAUGGGAAAUGAUGCAUCAGACCUUCGCUGUCUAUGAUUUUCGUUGAAGGCUGCCUUGGCUGCUGACCUGCAAGUCUGAAACACUCACUGCGAUACAUGCAAGCCUCAGUUGAGCUAUGGCCUUGUAGUGCUCAGUGGGGGAACAAAUGACCAGAUCCCGUUUAUUACGGAUAUGCCCUGUUGCAUAUCAUAUUUCCUAAUUCAAGCUACAGGUAGAUCCGUUGCGGGGGGAUUCGAACGCAAUCAGUCCCGAGAACCCACUCGGAAAUUGGGGAUCUUUGCAAGCCUACACUCCUAUUGAGGUUUGAGAGGGAUGUUGAUGAGCUGAAAAAGUACGCGCCGGGCUUUACCUAGUCGUAUAUAGUUUCGGCUCACCGGCUUGCCAUCCCCAUGGGUCUUCAUCUAGCAUUAG
Aspergillus wentii DTO 134E9 is the source of this 920-nucleotide messenger RNA. RefSeq lists its product as uncharacterized. The coding region runs from base 236 to 520 and encodes 94 amino acids. The transcript has a single exon. Lineage: Eukaryota; Fungi; Ascomycota; Eurotiomycetes; Eurotiales; Aspergillaceae. The record is from RefSeq and is a predicted model, not a curated record.